Harmonia axyridis is the source of this 625-nucleotide messenger RNA. Its product is annotated as endocuticle structural glycoprotein SgAbd-8-like. Gene Ontology annotation, molecular function: structural constituent of chitin-based larval cuticle. Gene Ontology annotation, cellular component: chitin-based extracellular matrix. NCBI's taxonomy places the organism in Eukaryota, Metazoa, Arthropoda, Insecta, Coleoptera, Coccinellidae. The transcript has 3 exons. The record is from RefSeq and is a predicted model, not a curated record. Bases 128 to 532 code for a protein of 134 amino acids.
AUAAUUCUGGUUCUAGUAUCAUCUAUCAGAUGAAAGGACCAUAAUUGUGGAGGGAGACAUUCUUUCUACUAUAAAUGGUGUUUGGUGUUCCUUGAGAGUCAGUAAGAAGUUUGAUUACACAUUAACCAUGAAAUCGAUGUUCGUUAUUAUUGCUGCACUUUGUGCCACUUGCUAUGCUCAACAACUAGCAACUAAGGAACCAAUUCCAAUUGUCAAAUACAUCAACGAAGGCGUAGGACCAGAAGGUGCCUACCAAUGGGGAUAUGAAACCGGUAAUGGUAUUGCUGCUGAAGAACAAGGUCAACUCAAGAACGCAGGUACUGAAAACGAAGCCAUUCAAGUGCAAGGAUCAGCCCAAUGGACUGCUGAUGAUGGAACACCAAUCCAGCUCACAUACAUUGCUGAUGAAAAUGGUUUCCAGCCACAAGGAAGUCAUCUCCCAACACCUCCACCAAUUCCAGCUGCCAUCCAGAGAUCUUUGGAAUGGAAUGCUGCUCAUCCUGAGAAAGAAGAUAUCCAACGAAAAUACUGAACCAACAAAAAACUUCAACCUGUGAUUUCCUGAAUAUUUUGUAUAUAAUCUUCAUAUUUGUUCAAUGAAUAAAUACUACAGCUGUGAAUGACA